Molecule: messenger RNA, 2270 nt
Organism: Branchiostoma floridae (Florida lancelet)
Lineage: Eukaryota; Metazoa; Chordata; Leptocardii; Amphioxiformes; Branchiostomatidae
Product: arylsulfatase H-like
Exons: 7
Coding region: 40-1788 (582 amino acids)
Molecular function (GO): arylsulfatase activity
Source: RefSeq, a predicted model, not a curated record
GUACGUAAUACUCGCACUCAGAUUCAGCGUCCAGUCAAGAUGGCGGGUGUUCUAUGGCUGGUGUUCCUGUCGGUCGUGUUGCCGAUCUCCCGAGCGGACGAUCGGCCCAACUUCGUGUUCCUCGUCGCCGACGACGUGGGAAUCGGAGACAUCGGCUGCUUCGGAAACGACACGAUUCGGACCCCGAAUAUCGACAGAAUCGCUGCUAACGGUGCUAAGUUGACCCAGCACCUGGCCGCCGCUGCCGUCUGUACCCCCAGCAGGUCAGCCUUCCUGACUGGACGCCUUCCCGUCAGAUUUGGAAUGGCGGGAACGGAUCAACCUUUGGCUUACGUAUUCCUGGCUGCGCCAUCCGGGCUACCAAGGUCAGAGGUCACUUUCCCUCAGAUGGCAAAGGAUCAUGGGUACCAAACAGCACUGAUAGGAAAAUGGCAUCUUGGUCUAAACUGCAAAUGGGUAGGGGACCACUGCCACCACCCCAACAAGUUCGGGUUCGACUACUUCUACGGAAUCCCUGGUUCAAACGCUCCCGAGUGCGACCCGGACAGUGUGACUGCUGGAGCCACGGGAAAAUAUGCUGCGGAUAGGACCUAUACUCGGUUCCGUGUAUGGGAGGUAGCGGUCAGUGUUUUCCUUGGCCUUUUGGCGCUCAAAUAUUUCCAGUACAUCCAGUGGAAAACCGUUAUUGUGCUCUCUGUGAUUGGUUGGUCAGCUGUGAUAUCUAAUUAUGCCUUUUGGGCGAACGGUACACAGUUUAACUGCGUCAUGAUGAGAGAUGAUGACGUCAUAGAGCAGCCAUACGACGUAUCUACCCUCACUCCCAGAAUGACUCUCGAAGCCGUCAAGUUCCUUGAAGAAAGGAAAGCAAAGAAGGAACAGUUCUUGCUGGAAGUCUCCUACUGGAACGCGCACACCGCCCUUUUACCUUAUAAGGAAUUCCGCGGGAAAAGCCGACACGGUCUCUAUGGCGACACCAUGGAGGAGAUGGAUUGGAGCAUCGGGGUUGUCAUGGCAACUUUAGAGAGGCUGGGUUUGACCAACAACACCUUUGUGUACUUCACGUCUGACAACGGCGCUCAUAUGGAGAUAGGAGAUGCUGGAGGGUCGAACGGUAUUUAUAAAGGUAGUAAGGGACAAGGAGGGUCCGAAGGAGGAAUCCGCAUGCCCACAGUCGUGCAAUGGCCAAGAAAAAUCAAGCCCGGUACUAUAGUAACAGAGGCCACCAGCCAGAUGGACAUUUUCCCCACGGUAGCAGACAUCCUCAAGGCCCCACUUCCCCAGGACAGGGUGAUGGACGGGCGGAACAUCCUGCCGUUGCUAGGCGGGGCCAAGCAACCGUCUCCACACGACUUCCUGUUCCACUACUGCGGGAAUAUUCUGCAUGCUGUAAGGUACAGACCAAGGAAAGGAAAAGUGACAUGGAAAGCUCAAUUCGCUACCUACCCCUGGCUGCCUGGUACAACACACUGCAGUGUCGACCAACUCGCUUGCUUCUGUGGCACCCAAUGGGGUGUCACGUUCAACGAUCCGCCAUUGCUGUAUGACAUCACUAACGACCCUACAGAAGACCGACCAAUCAGCGCCGACUCUAACCCGAAGUACCAAGAAGUUCUUAACGUCAUCACAAAAGCUGUUAAAGAACACAAGCAAAGCUUGACUAAAGUAGAUAAUCAGUUCACGAUGCCACGUUUCUUCCCUCGUCCUUGGCUGCAGCCAUGUUGUAACUUUCCCUACUGCAACUGUCGGGAAGGCGUUGAUUUGUCCCCCCUUAAAAUCACUGUCAAAUAAUGAUAAUGAUAUUUAAGGGGGAAUUCUAUCGUAGGCUGUUUCAUUCCAAAAUGUGCCAAAUUCCUUCAAGUACAAACGCUCACGUUUGAAUGCUGUUUAGAAAGUAUAGUACGAUUUCUGAUCACCAUUGUUAGUACCAAGUUAGAAAGUCUAAAUGUCUUUUUUUUUUCGAAUUCUGCCUGGAGACAACGUCUAAUGAACUGUGAUCGGCUCAGCUCUACUUUAGAUUUGCAAAAUAUUGAUACUUUGGAAACUUGUUUUUCAAUCUUAACUCAUGGCAAAUGUUGAAUAUGCCAAGUGAUAUCAAAUUAAUGAAUGAUUUAUGUUAAAUUAAUUGUAUGAAUAAAUAAAGGUUCAAGCUGAAGAAUAGUAUGUAUAUGCAAUACGCUAGACAUCCAAAAAUUGUUGAAGUGUUAAAGAUACUGCUAAAUGUAAUUUUUCAAAUUGAAAUUAAAACUAGUCGAUAAAACCCAUUCAAAGAA